AACACGUGCGUAAAUUAUUAGUGAGGUUUGUUUAGAAUAUAUUUCGUAUGUCAGAACUUUAUUAUAAGAAAACAUAAACAUGGCGACCGUUGUUACUGCGAAUCCUGUUGUUAUGGCCACGCCUAAUGCUCAAAGUGAGAACAAACUUUAUUCGAAAGAAUUUAAAAUUGUUGGGGCGAUGCAAAUAAUGCUUGGAACUUUAUCCAUCACCACCUGGAUAUAUGCAUUGGUGUUCGCUGUGUCAGGACCGGUGUUUGAUAAUUUUGCUUAUAUUUCCGCGGGUGUUUGGUGCGGAAUAUUUUUUCUGAUCGCGGGGAUUCUCGCAACAGUUUCAUCGGUGAAACCAAACAAAUGUAAAGUUGUUGCAGGAAUGGUGAUGGCGAUAUUCGCCGCCAUAUUUGCAGCUACAAUGUUUGGUAUAGAAACCGCUGGCGCUGCGUUGACAAGUGGUCCCUUGUCUUCAGUUUAUGGAUACUAUGGAUACUACAGCACAUACUACUCAUGUACACCUUACUACCAAUCAUCUUACUACAAGAGUGGCACAUAUAUACCAUACUGUAGCAGCCCACUCAGAUCUUCAACAUAUAUUUCAUCAGUGUACAUUCCAAGCAAAUAUUUAUCUUGCCCGUCUAGGUACAGCUACAUAUACAGAUCCAACACCGGUAUUACAACCCUCCAUGGCUUCAUGGCCUUCUUCGCCUUCGCUGAGCUCGUGGUAGCAAUCGUGCACUCAGUUUACUGCUGUAAAUUCAGCCAAACAUCAAACAUGCCACCACAGACAGCAACCGUGAUCCAAUACACAAACCAGUAUCCACAACAACUACAACAGCAACAACAACAACAGCAACAACAACAACAAAACUUUGGAGUUCCACAGCAGAUGCCGGUAACCAGUAUAAGUCACCAAGUUCCACCAGCUUACACAAACGUUUUGGGACCGCAAAUGUUUCCUACCCAGCCAGCCAUUCAACAAUAUCAGCAACAGCAACCUACAACUACAAGCACUACUGACUACAGGAAUAAACCACUCCCACCAAACAAACCAAACAACGAGGCAUAAGAUCAUCGUAUCCUUAUGUAACAAACCAAACAAUAGUUGACUCAUUUAGAUUUAUAACUUUAACCAGACAUCUACUAUUGGGAAACCUAGGUUUAAGUCCAAUAUGAUAUAAAUAUAUUUUAUAGUUUGUACCCCAGCACACACCUAGAUAUAUUGCCAUGUAAAUAUUGUUUAUAUUAGUUGGGGUAAGAUGGUCCAUGUUUUUUGCUCCUUUACCGCCCUAUUUGGUAGUUAAAAAAAAAAAUUUACAAAGAUAAUUGUUAAAAAAAUGAUAAGUGAAUUUGGGAUAAUAGGUUUUAACGUUGUCCUUCUGUCCCACAAUACUUUACUGUAAUACCUUAUGGCUUCUAUUUAUGUUAAACGUCAUCAACGUUUCCGGAAAUGUCAUAUUUGUUCUAUUGUUAAAAUGUAAACAUGUUUUGUAGAAGAUGUCUUAAACGAGUCAUCCCAUUGCUUGUAUUUACAUUUGAACCGUAGGCAGAAUAUUAUCAUGUUAUAUACGGUAUCUUGUGCCCUGUACACUGCGCGUAAUGCAUCUAGUACGUAAUCGAGUAAUUUAGUAGACUGGGAAAAGAUUGUACACCUUUUCAUUCCAUUUUCUCGUCUCAUUUGCUAGUAAACAAAGAACAUUCAAAGAAAUAUAAAACCGUAUCCUCACAUCUCCCAUAGACCGUUGUUAAUUGUUUAAAACACGAUAAGGUUAUUUGGAUUUUAUGUGCUAAAGGUGUCCAAUCUCACGCCACAGUAGUGUAUUAUGAAUGUUGUAUGAAUCCCGCUGUUUGCGUUAUAGCGCUUGCGUAGCUUUUAUAAACCUGCCAUGUAUAUACA
Molecule: messenger RNA, 1888 nt
Organism: Ciona intestinalis (vase tunicate)
Lineage: Eukaryota; Metazoa; Chordata; Ascidiacea; Phlebobranchia; Cionidae
Source: RefSeq, a predicted model, not a curated record